UUAACCAGGCUGGUGUCAAACUCCUGACCUCAGAUGAUCUGCCCCCGCCUUGGCCUCCCAAAGUGCUGGGAUAUUACAGGUGUAAGCCACCACGCCUGGCCUUAUGAUUUCUUUAUAACAGAUGAGGAACAUGGAGCCCAGAGAGGUUGGGUAACUUACCUAGGUCACACAGCUGAUGUCGAAAGCUUGUGCUCUUCCUGGGGCCAGGCCAGGAGCAAGAACAGCUGGGUCAUUGAUUUAUAACUGUUGAUAGCUUUAUCCAGCCGUUAGACUAGGGGAUCCUUGAGGAAAGGAUCUGUGUCAUGUUCAUUACCAAAUGAGUCUGGGAAGAGUUGGUGCUUAGAAAAUACUUCUUCCACAAGUAGAUUAAGUUCAUUUAUUCAUUCAUGUCCAGAAGCAGGGGAAAGGCAUUCCUGGCCUCAGGAAAAGCUUGGGCAAAGGCAUGGUGGCAAGACAGUUGCUUUCAGAGAAGUCAAGAACCUGGUGUAGCUGGAUGUCAGGAUGAGGACGGGAGGCUGGGGAGAGCUGGGAGGCCAGGCUUUGAGGGGCUCUGAAUGUCAAGUGGCAGCCCUUGGCCUUGACUAGGCAGGUCCAGGGAGGCUGCCCCCAGGUAGGAAAAGACCACCAAGGUGGUAAUUGUAGUAGCUUCCAUGACUGACCACUGACCACAGAGCGUCAGCCCUGGGCAGAACGUGUGACACACAUUGUCUGAUUUAAGCUCUCAGUUAAUACUGGGAGGUUGGUGGGAGAGGAGAGGUUAAGUGACUUGCUCAAGGUAGCAAGGGGAGUGAUUCGCCUGGAGUCUACCCAAGCCUGUGCAGUGCCCUUGGCAAUAGGCUGCCUCCCUCAGAACUCAGCUCAGGGGUUCUAGGAUCUCUACCUUGCCAGGUCUCAGCCCUGACCCUGGGCGAGAACCGCUGGGGCCACAGCAGGCGGGGCACUCAGCACUUCUGGCUGCACAAUGGCCCCUCUUGGUUCCCUGUCCCUCCUGGGUCUCUGCUGGGUUGCUGAAGGCCAGCUGACUCUGGGUUCCAGAUGGCCCCUGCUUGGGUGGGGGGACCAGGAGUGAGUCCCUAUGGAGUCUUUUAGGGUUGUGGGGUCCUUGAGUGCCGUCGAUGCAGCCUGGCCCUCAGAGAAGGCCUAGGAGAACAGCAGAUCCAGGAGGAACCUGGUCCUAGAGUCUUGGAACCGAAGUGCCCAGAGCUGGGAUCUGGGAGGCUCUUGGGUCCUCUAACAUCACCAGGGUUCAUAGAGACCCACUAGGCUAACAUUUCCCAAAGCAUGGAUGAGGUCAGCAGCCUCAAGCAAAGGGCUCUGUGCUCAAUAUACUCGAUAGACUCCCUGAGUUAAACAAAACCAAGCCUGUUGCUUUGCUGCAGGACUUCUCAGGGCCUUUAAAAUGUAAAUAUGCAUCCUGACUCUCCAAGCAGGGACAUAGUACAUUGUGUUCCACAAAUGGAUCCCUUUUGUCAGUGUCUCACUGGAGCCCAUUCUGGGAAAUACGGUUUAUAAGUGCAAACACAGAGGCCCGAAGAGGGGCAAUGAACUAUCUAACAUCACACAACGAGUUAACGGCCAAGUCUGGAUUAGAUACUAAAAUUUUCAAGUUCCAGGUCAUCAGAAAACUGAGUGGCUCUUUAAUCCUUUAUUAGGAAUUCCUUGCAUGGAUAUGGGACUUUACAACAUAAUAAAUGGUUUUAGUAAUCACAUGAAACAAUGAUGGAAAACUCCGACCUCAUGUUGCACAUCUAGUAAGGCUUCAGUUAAUAGUAUAUAUAAUUAUUGUGAUUAUAAGAAUCUAGCAUUUCGCAUGGUUUCUGGCACAUAGCUGCUCAGUGUUGAAUGAAUGUUGAAUAAAGACUAAUAAUUCACAGCUGUGUGAGAACUAAAUCAGGUGGUGGUGGUGAGCUUUGUGAACUAUACAGCUGUUUUGUUCGUAUAAUUAUCAUAAAGCUUAGGUAGGAUGGGGGUUGUGAUCCUAUGUUAUGAAUAGGGCCUGAGGCCCAGAGAGGGACAGUGAUGUGCCCAAGGUCACACGGGGUGGGAGGGGAAUCCACUGCUCUGCCAGCUGGCACUUUGGGAGCCUUUCUUGGAAGGAGCCAGGAAACCAGGAGGCAAAGUCCAUUGAAGGCUGGGGUCAGAAGGGCGGUUGGAGGCCAUGUGGCCCCUGACAACCCUGUCUCUCCUUCCAUCGGUCAUGGCCUUUCCAUGGUGUGCAGGGCACUGUCCAAGACACCAGCAGCCCUGGCACUGAACCAGACACAACACUGCAAGCAGCUGGAGGGCCUGGUGUCUGCACAGGUGCAGCUGUGCCGCAGCAACCUGGAGCUCAUGCACACGGUGGUGCACGCUGCCCGCGAGGUCAUGAAGGCCUGUCGCCGGGCCUUCGCCGACAUGCGCUGGAACUGCUCCUCCAUUGAGCUCGCCCCCAACUAUUUGCUUGACCUGGAGAGAGGGACCCGGGAGUCGGCCUUCGUGUAUGCGCUGUCGGCCGCCGCCAUCAGCCACGCCAUCGCCCGGGCCUGCACCUCCGGCGACCUGCCGGGCUGCUCCUGCGGCCCCGUCCCAGGUGAGCCACCCGGGCCCGGGAACCGCUGGGGAGGAUGUGCGGACAACCUCAGCUACGGGCUCCUCAUGGGGGCCAAGUUUUCCGAUGCUCCUAUGAAGGUGAAAAAAACAGGAUCCCAAGCCAAUAAACUGAUGCGUCUACACAACAGUGAAGUGGGGAGACAGGCUCUGCGCGCCUCUCUGGAAAUGAAGUGUAAGUGCCAUGGGGUGUCUGGCUCCUGCUCCAUCCGCACCUGCUGGAAGGGGCUGCAGGAGCUACGGGAUGUGGCUGCUGACCUCAAGACCCGAUACCUGUCGGCCACCAAGGUAGUGCACCGACCCAUGGGCACCCGCAAGCACCUGGUGCCCAAAGACCUGGAUAUCCGGCCUGUGAAGGACUCAGAACUCGUCUACCUGCAGAGCUCACCUGACUUCUGCAUGAAGAAUGAGAAGGUGGGCUCCCAUGGAACACAAGACAGGCAGUGCAACAAGACAUCCAAUGGAAGUGACAGCUGCGAUCUUAUGUGCUGUGGGCGUGGCUACAACCCCUAUACAGACCGCGUGGUCGAGCGGUGCCACUGUAAGUACCACUGGUGCUGCUACGUCACCUGCCGCAGGUGUGAGCGUACCGUGGAGCGCUAUGUCUGCAAGUGAGGCCCUGCCCUCCGCCCCAUGCAGGAGCGAGGACUCUGCUCAAGGACCCUCAGCAACUGGGGCCAGGGGUCUGGAGACACUCCAUGGAUUCUGCUUGUGAAUUCCAGAUGCCAGGCAUGGGAGGCGGCUUGUGCUUUGCCUUCACUUGGAAGCCACCAGGAACAGAAGGUCUGGCCACCCUGGAAGGAGGGCCGGGACAUCAAAGGAAACCGACAUGAUUAAAAAUAACUUGGCAGCCUGAGGUCCUGGAGUGCCCAUGGGCUGGUCUAAGGAGUGGGGCUUGGGAUUGGUGAGACUGAUACAGACGUGACCUUUCAGGCCACAGAGACCAGCCUCCGGGAACGGGUCUGCCCCUCUUCUUCAGAAUGUUCUGUGGGACCCCCUGGCCCACCCUGGGGUUGGGGCCUGCUGGGCCAACCACAUGGAACCACUAGCUUGGGUUGUAAAUGUUUUCCUUUGUUUUUUUGAUUUUUCUUCCUUUGGGAUGUGGAAGCUACAGAAAUAUUUAUAAAACACAGCUUUUUCUUUGGGGUGGCACGUCUCGAUUCCUCUUUAUAUAUUUUAUAUAUAUAAAUAUAUAUGUGUAUAUAUAUAUAAUGAUCUCUAUUUUAAAACAAGCUUUCUAAGCAGCUGUACGAAAUAAAUGCUGAGUGAGCCCCAGCCCGCCCCUGCA
Molecule: messenger RNA, 3874 nt
Organism: Rhinopithecus roxellana (golden snub-nosed monkey)
Lineage: Eukaryota; Metazoa; Chordata; Mammalia; Primates; Cercopithecidae
Gene: WNT11
Product: Wnt family member 11
Exons: 4
Coding region: 2020-3201 (393 amino acids)
Biological process (GO): multicellular organism development; canonical Wnt signaling pathway; neuron differentiation
Cellular component (GO): extracellular region
Molecular function (GO): cytokine activity; frizzled binding
Source: RefSeq, a predicted model, not a curated record